Messenger RNA from Chroicocephalus ridibundus (black-headed gull), 2150 nucleotides. It is a transcript of the gene FGF5, whose product is annotated as fibroblast growth factor 5. Bases 13 to 933 code for a protein of 306 amino acids. Gene Ontology annotation, cellular component: cytoplasm. The transcript is spliced from 2 exons. NCBI's taxonomy places the organism in Eukaryota, Metazoa, Chordata, Aves, Charadriiformes, Laridae. Gene Ontology annotation, molecular function: growth factor activity; fibroblast growth factor receptor binding. The record is from RefSeq and is a predicted model, not a curated record. Gene Ontology annotation, biological process: fibroblast growth factor receptor signaling pathway; regulation of cell migration; positive regulation of cell population proliferation.
CCCGCCGGCAGCAUGAGCCCGUCCUUCCUCCUCCUCCUCCUCCUCCUCCUCGUCCUGCCCGCCCGCGCCAGGCGGGAGCAGGUGCCCGGCGGGGGGCAGCCGGGCCGCAACGCCCCCGCGCCUUCCUCCUCUUCCUCCUCAUCCUCCUCCCCGCCGGCGGCGGCGGCGGGGCCGAGCCGGUUCCCGCGGAGCCGCCCGGGGCGGCGGCGGGGCCGGCUGUACUGCCGGGUGGGCAUCGGCUUCCACCUCCAGCUGCACCCCGACGGACGGGUGGACGGCGCCCACGACGCCAGCCCGCUCAGCCCGGUUCACGGCGGACUGCCAUUUUCGGGAGCGUUUCCAGGAGAACAGCUACAACACCUACGCCUCGGCCGUGCACCGCAGCCCGCGCUCGGGACGGCAGUGGUACGUGGCGCUCAACAAGCGGGGCAAAGCCAAGAGGGGCUGCAGCCCCCGCGCCCGCCCCCAGCAUGUCUCCACGCACUUUCUGCCCCGCUUUCGGCAGCCCCAGCCCCCCGAGCUCGCCUUCACCGUCACCCUCCCCGAAAAGAAGCCCCCGCCGCCGCCAAAACCAAAGGUCGCCCCAUCCCCGCCUCGGAAAAACCCUGGCCCCGUCAAGUACCGGCUGAAGUUUCGCUUCGGGUAGCACACAACGGUGGGAGGGCCGGCGCCGGGGCAGCUUUUGGGGUGACCCCGCAGGGGACAUACAUCCCCCCUCCCCAGAUGGACAUGGGGAGGCUCUGUGUGGCCGUGAUGGGCUCAGGGUCUUCUCUUCACCCCACAAAGCGGACGGCAUUCUCGGAGGUGGACGAUGUAACUUGGGAUUUCCAAAGACUGUUCCUGUGGAGCGGAAAACACUCGAUGGACCUGGGGUUAAUUUUCUGUUGGCGAAAGAAGCAGAAAGGUACCUCUACGGAGAACACGUUUUCUUAGCUUAUCUUCACUAGUGACUCUUCUGACAAUCAUUUUCAUACGAGAGAUAUGUUCAGAGCCAACCUAUUAAGUGCUUUUUUUUCCUUUUUGUUUCUUUUUUUUUUUAAUCUCCUUUUUGCUGCACUUUUUUUCCUCCGACCAUACCUCAGACACCGCAUAUCCAGGUCUGCCCCUUCCCCUUCUCUCACAAACCAGCUCCUCCCUUCCACAAGACCACCAAGCCCAACAGAUUCAUUCACCUUAUCUGUGGUGCCAGGGGGUCUUAAAACUCUUUGUUGGCAAUAAUAGAUAUAUUUUAUUAUUUCUUCUUUUUUAAGGGUUGCAGGCUUGGGGAGGGCGGCCGUUUGCAGCCCCGCUCCUGGUGCUCUCUCCCGUUCUUCCCGGGACAGCUGGAGGAGCGAGUCUCCUCCUGUCCAUCAACGUUACGGCUUCAUGUCUGUGUUUAAAAUACCUCUGCCCCGGCCCCUCCACAGCCCCGCUCCCUGGGGAUGGGGAUGCGCUCGGCCCCCGGGUGCCCACCGUCUUCUUCUGACAGUUUGCGCCGCUGACUUAUUUUAUCGUUCACAACGCGCUUACAGAGACGGGGGAAAGGGUUUUACUUCAUAGCGAGCGUGGCGAUGCGGCAAUAAACGCUCUUACAGCUACUUGUACCUUUGGAAGUGUUUUUUCCUCCCCCCGGGCUGCCCUAAUGGCCCUGAUGGUCGGGGUGUUUCUCCCUUGUGGUGUUAUCUGUGGAGUAAUUGCACGUAUGGAGUUUUUAAUCAGCACUUAACUGUGUUAUGUACAUGCAGAAAACGGUAGCAUUGAACCUCACCGGUUAAGCCUUAAUAUUAGCCCAGGUGGGCUCGUGUUAGCAAACCCCGCCCCCCCCAGCCCCGAGCCCUGCCAGUGCCCAGCAGCAAUAGCCAGGGCAGGCGGCACUGCCCAGCCUUUCUGCAGAUCUGAGCGUGUUACGUGUGGUUAUUUCAGUUGAAAUGGUGGUUCUUUGCUCAUCGUCCUCCUGGGCAACCCCUGGCUGGACGCAGCGCGCUCCACCAUGGGGAUGGAUGGGGACGCUGGAAUAAAAUAUAAUCACGCUUCAUUUUAUAGCCUGGUUGUGUAAUCUCUUGCCUGUCUGCUGUCUGUGCAUUUUAUUUUUUCUUUUCUUCCGCUAGAGGAGUAAAAGAAUUGUUGCUUAAAUAAGCUGCUCUGCGUGUUUCUGUAGAGGGUUUGGCUGG